This is a messenger RNA of Selaginella moellendorffii, 5532 nucleotides long. RefSeq names its product mediator of RNA polymerase II transcription subunit 13. Gene Ontology annotation, molecular function: transcription coregulator activity. The record is from RefSeq and is a predicted model, not a curated record. The transcript has 21 exons. The coding region runs from base 83 to 5431 and encodes 1782 amino acids. NCBI's taxonomy places the organism in Eukaryota, Viridiplantae, Streptophyta, Lycopodiopsida, Selaginellales, Selaginellaceae. Gene Ontology annotation, cellular component: mediator complex. Gene Ontology annotation, biological process: regulation of transcription by RNA polymerase II.
ACGUGUCCAUCACUCUAGGGUUAGGGUUAGCGCGUGGCACUGGCAGUGGCGCUGGCCAAGGCGCCACAGCAGCCCCGCGACGAUGAUGUUCACCAAUGUCUUCCGAAUUGGCGGGUUGCAAGAAGUCUCGUGGUUUCAGCUCGUUGCGGACGAUUCCCAGAGGAAGAAUCAAGAAUGCAGCGAAGAUAAGCUCGCUAAGCAGCUCCUCGCAGCACACAUUGAGCUCCAGAAUGAAGGACGACUUAGUUCAUGGACUUAUUCGUCACAAGACAAAGGCCAAAAGCUCAAACUGUGGCUCUUUUUACCCGGGCGUCACAUUGACAGCAGGCCGUCUCUGGAUUUGAAAGUUUUAAAAUCCGGAGUGUGGACCUGUCCCGGGACGUCGACGGAAGUGACAGCAGCCUUAUGCCAAGCCCUUCGCAAUCGCUUUGAAAGGGCGCUGGGUGCUUUUGCUUACGUUCGUUUCGGUGAUAUGUUUGUCAAGUGCAAGAGAUACACCGCAGAUGAUUCAGACUUCAGACGAACACUUCCGUCUUGUGAAGCUACGUUUUUUGCGAGUGAAGAAGGCGUGUUUCUCCACUUGCGCAUUUCCAGAAGACGAAUGAGGCCUUUGGCAGCGUCAGAUGUUCGAGCUGUACUUACGCAGCAUCUGACCUCUUCUACACCAUCGAUAGAGAAUCCUGCUGUCGUUGUUGCACCCUAUGGUCUGACGGGAUGGCUCACUGGAUGCUGCCCUGGAGAUCUGGUUCGACAAAUAUCCCAAAGCAAGUCUGGACCUCUGAAGGACUCUAGCAUCAAAAGUUCAGUCACUCCGAGGAAUGGAGGAUUUGCCUCUCGAAGCUGGUAUGUCGAAGUUCGCAUGAGGUUCCAGCUAGCCAAAGGCAAGUCUCAGCCCAAGACGGAUCAGAACCAGUGGAUUGAAAAGGUUUUCAUUUUCCCGCCGGAAGCUGUGGUUGUUCCGACCGUGCCUCCGAUCUCUGCUCGAACUUACCUCAAAAGGUGCUGGCUUCGAAAGCAGGCCGGAACGCAUUGGCUUGAGGACGCCUUUUCCGUAAGAAAAUUUCUACCGCUUACAAAUCUGGCAGGACAUAGAUUACAGGCUAUGGGUAAAGCUAAUACUAUUUGGAAGCUGAAUAGCAAUGGCAGCAAAAGCAGCACUAGCAGCGGUAGCGGUGGUAGCAGUAUCAAAAGUAGUGACAGUAGGGGCAGCUCGGGCAGUGAAAGUGAUGUGAAUGAUGAUGGCGACUACAGGGAAGAUGCAGAUUCCGCCGCUACUUUGGCUGGACCAAAUGGGACGAUGAUAUCUUCGUCAGGACGCACCCCAGAUGGCGAUAAUAAGCGUCUGCCGGGAUCAAAGCGCGGGAGAGAACACGGAAAUGAUAUGCACAAUAGUUCUAAAUCUGCAAGAAGAACUAGCCCUGAGAUUUCAUCGUCAGCAGCAAAUAAUGCCGAGUCCACGAAAGGUGCACCAAGUCAGGCGGGGACACCCUGGGACUGGACCGAUCAGGUUAACAUCCAAAGUGAUGCAGACUUUUUUGCGGAGUUCGGAGAUUUUGGAGAUUUCUUUGAAGGUGACGGGCUUGGUUUCGGUGAGCCUCCAGGGACGAUGGAAUCCCAAUCAUACAUGUUCCCGUUUGACGGUGAUGGGUCGAAUACUCCGGGAACACAGUUUAUUGAGACUUCAGAUCCAAUGCGACUACCGAUACUGGAUUUUCCUAUGCUUGAGGUAUUGGGUCAAGCGGAAGAUUUGGAAAAGGAACAGGAUACAGGCACAGUCGUCGAUGAGAAGUGCGAACCAGAAUCUUCACCGCCUGUUCUCGUUCCUGCCGGUCUUUCUCUAGUGGCCAAGUCCGAAGCGGCCUUGAUAUUUGCUUCCGAGUAUGCUCCUAUCGAUAUUACUGGUCUGGACAAGCUGGACAGAAAACCUGCAUACAAACCAGAUGCAAGAAAGGAAACUUCAGCUUCUCAGUCCGCAAGCUAUGUUUAUGGAGCGACUCCUCCACCGACGCCAAAGCUAGACUCGUACGAACGUAAAGCGCACUCUAGAUGGCGGACCGAGUUUGAAGAACGGAAAAAUGUAGCAGUUAACAAUUUCGGCAACUUAAAGUAUGGUGAAACAUCGCCUACGGACAAUACUCUGGUUGCGAAGACUGGUAACUCCCAUCGAAUACAAGGGCCACUGGCUGCUACACUUGCAACGGAGUUGGAAUGUGCAAUGUUUCAACUUCAACUCCACAGCGUCAAAGGAUUCGCGUACUGUGCUCAUCCUAACGAACAUGCCAAGCUUACAGAGUCGUCUCAUAAGGAAUGCACUUCUGAAAUAACGGACUCGUCAGAUGCCUGUGACAGCUUACGACGCAAGCCUGAUCGGAAGAAAGUUCCUGAAAGAAUUGCUGGAGAUACGGAUGACUUAUCUCACGAUGGGCCUCGGCCAGUUGAGGUUGGCGUAUGGCGUCCAGUUGGUUUACCAAAGCCGCAGCAAAGGCCUCCGGAUGGUGGCCGCGGAGCGGUUUCCAAUAUAGCAUCUCCAGAGGUUGGCACUCCGUCUGAAAUAAGCGACGCGGCCAUGCAGGACAUCGUCGACUUGAUACCGCUUUUAGUUCAACAAGCAGCUUGUUGCAAUGACAUAUCUCUGAAUGGGGAGCAUGGAGAUGGUGCAUUAGCUUGGCUGACUUUACAGCAGAAGCUAAGUCAACAGGAUCUGAGCUGGACAAGUGAUGUGUGUGAUCCUUCUAUCACCGAGAUUUCUCCUGCUACAGUAGCAAGCAUUCUUCAGUCAGAUAUGCGUCAGGCUGUGGGUGUUGCGUUUAGUGAUAUCAAUGCGGCUGGUCCGUUGAGCUUGGCUGAGUGGUGUCGGGGUAAGACUCCGACAGACAAUCAUUCAGGACCAUCUGACUCUAAGGACCUUGUCAGCAGUAUAACCGGCGAGCCUAUUACGCCUCCGCAAUCGGCGAAGGUAGUGUCUUUGCAGGAUCUGGAUAAUCAUGCUCCGGAAUUUCGUAGGAGUGGUCGAGAGGCUGAGGAUGCUGCUCAGAGAAGGUUGUGUGUUGAUGAUGCUGAAAGUCAAGCAUUAUCAUACGCGAUGCUUCCAGUGCCUACUCUUCUCGUCGGAUAUCAAGAAGAUUGGUUAAGAACGGCUCCAAGGUCUCUGCGGUACUGGGAAAAAGCUCCUUUCGAACCGUAUGGCUACCCGAAAUCUGUUACAUACUACGUUAUUUGCGCUGGUUUGGAUCCUUUGCUGUGUUCCGCACUUGAGUUUUUUCAGCAACUCAGUAGUGUUUAUGAAGCAUGCAAGCUUGGAGCACACAUUCCAGCAAAUGUCACGGCACAAACUGUCAGCAAACGCUUGCUACCUGGAUUCGUUCCAGUAGAUUUUCCUUCCAAGCUUAAAGGAAGUUCCUCAUCUAUUAAUCUGGCAAACGACUACAUAACGGCUAUGGAUAAUGGCUGGGAUGUCUCCGAAUUUCGAAAGUCUCUUCGAAAAGCGUGCAAAUCCCUCAACCUCGGCAAUUCUGUAUCCCUGGAGGCUGAUCAUGAAAACAGCCCCAGCACGGUUCUUUACGUUGUAAGUCCUUCGUCGGAGCCCUCCAUGGUUUUGCAAACGCUGAUGGAGACCUGUCAGAGCAUUGGACCGAACUUAAACAUCAAAAAGGCUUCAGGGAAAAAUUCAAUGGAGGAUGGAAAGCAACCAGUUGCCGGAUUUUCUAUCGGAAGGCUAGCCUUGCAAGUGGUAACUCCCGAAACGGUGAUAAGGUUGAGUAGCUCGCCUGCAGCCGGGCUUGACAUCCUGAAGGAGCUAUCAUUUGCAGUAUACAACAAGCUGCGUCGUAUACCAUACAAAGCUGCUGAAGAUACGCAACAAUAUGGCUUUGCAUCUAAAUCCCGUAUGGGUUUGCAGAGCAAUACUGCGAUGACAUGGAAAGACUGUCGGAAUGUCUCAUUACUGGACACUGGAAACUUACGCUGGGACAAGUCAUGGUCUUCUUCCAGGCUAUUGGAAACGUCUGCUUCCGGUCCGCCAGCACCAUUCCGACUCUUAUACGAGCCUCUGUUUAUUCUCGCGGAUGGUUGUAUAUUGGACCACUCUAUGGGACAACUGACCAAAGCCAGAACAGAAGAGGUUUCGACACAGAGUUUUGGGAUACCAGACACUGGCAGUGUAGCGGACGGGGUCUCCAGGACUAGCAGCCAGCCACUCUCUUUUCACUGCUGUUAUUCGUGGACGAGCAACUGGCUGUGGCUGAUCGCCGUCUGGAUAGAUUCCCAAGGGAAGAUGCUGGACGUGAACGUAUUUCCUAGUCCCCGGUGCACGCAGGAUAAGGAUGACUGCUCCAAAGAACUCUGUCAGCUCUUUAGUCAGGUAAUGCAACAGGGUCAGCAGCUCUUGGCAACCAUGUCUCGAACGGCAGGCAACAGGGGCCACACAGUUACCGUCACCCGUAUGGGUGAUCUGUAUGAAACCGAGUACCAAGAAUGGCAACGCGUGUUUAUGAACAUCGCGGGAGAUGAAUCCAGAGUAUGGCCCGUGGUGAUUCGUCCGGACAGCGGCGGUGAUGCUAGCUCUUUGUCCCAGCAGAGAAAUGUGAGCGCAGUCGUGGGAUUUCCAUCGUCUCCAGGUUCGUCGUCGUCUUUUGUUUCGCGCGGCUUACUCCCAAAGCCGGAGAUCAACUUCCAUGCUGGGAAGCUUGCCGGUGUGACCUUGGCAACGGUGUCUGGUGACGAAUCAUUGCAGGUGCUGAGCCUCGCCGAAUCUGCUGCAGCUUCGACAUGGUCCGUAGCCAGCUCGAGUGGACUAGCCUCCGGUUUUGGCAUGGCAAAAACAAUCGCUUCUCUUAACGGGGCUUACCUCUUCAUUCCCGCUCACGGUUUACGCUCGCUCUCCUCGUCAGACUCGGUGGCUAGCAACAAAGUCAACGUCCCGGCAUUUGGACAGUGGAUCCAGAGCAGAGGCUCCGUCUCUCCCGUUGCAUCCGGCUAUGUCAUCUCCGGCCCGACCACAGCUCUACGAGCCGAGGUUGCUCAAGUUUCCAUGGAGGAGGAAUGGCCGAGCACGCUCCAGAUCGGUCUCGUAGCACACUUUGGCUCCUCCAAGGCUCGGCAGGAGACGCAAGGAAUGCGUCUGGGUGGGAAUGGCUUGUGUGACAACGCCGGUAGUAGCAGCAACACUAGCGGGAGCAGUGCCAGCACAGGAAAGCAAGGGAGCAGCAGCGGCAUCAAGCAGCAAAUCCGCUACGUUCUAGAGCAACUUGGAGCCGAGUUUUAUGGCCUGUCAUGGCUGACCAUCAGUCCCAUGUAUCUCCACCGCCGCCGACCGCUGCCUUACCACUGCGACGUAGCGCAGCGGCUGGAGAAGCUACUGGGUUACAUGGAGGCGGCGGCGGAGCUAUCGCCCACUGCUACCACGGCCACCGCCGCCGCCACCGCUAGCUAGAGACACUACCUGUACGAUGAUUAACUAUGUACAUAUGGGCUUCUUUUACCGGUUGACAAGUGUAGACAGCAAUACGUAUGCUCCUCCCUCGUUUGGAUUCA